UGAAUGAAAUUGUUACAUCAUAUUAUAUAUCGCACUUGCAUCUGGAGCAAAGUCAAUGCUAUGGUCAGCCUGCGACCGCCAACGCCAGCAGCCACUUACGUCGUCGUCGGCCGAUGCAUUGCACUUGAACGAGCGGGUUUAUUUUCAACCGAGAGAGCUGUUUUUACAUCAGCCAUUUGGCGCGCGCGCUGCGCUCGCAGAUUUCUUGCGACGAAGAAGGAUACCUACAACACAAGACACAUGCGGAAAAGCGAAGGAAUCAAGUUCGCAAGUUCGCUAGGGGUUCGUUCGUUGGGGUGGGAUUUGAUCGCUACCGGUAACGAGGCUGGCGCAUUCGGUGGCGCUGGCUAAGAUGGCUAGGCUAAAUUCAUUCAGUAUAAAACGAGAGGAUUGUUCUUGAUUAGAUACAUUCCGAUUAGUUCUUUCGAUUAGACAACACCCGCAGGUCUCAUUUAGGCAAAAUGGCAUUCAAGUUCGUGACCUUCCUCGCUCUGGUAGCCGUUGCCCGCGCUGGAGUCAUCGCUCCUGUUGCCUACUCGGCGCCUCUGGCUUAUGCCGCUCCAGUAACCAAGACCAUCGUUGCCGAUGAGUACGACCCCAACCCACAGUACUCCUUCUCGUACGGAAUCUCCGAUGCUUUGACCGGUGACCAGAAGUCCCAGCAGGAAUCUCGCAACGGAGACGUCGUCCAGGGCUCUUACUCGCUGGUUGAUGCUGAUGGUUACAAGCGUACCGUUGACUAUACUGCUGAUCCUAUCCACGGAUUCAACGCUGAAGUCCGUCGUGAACCUCUGGCUGUUAAGACCAUUGCCCCAGUUGUUGCUGCCAAGACCAUUGUCGCCCAGCCUGCCUAUGCUGCUUACGCUGCUCCAGUUGCCAAGACCAUCUCCUAUGCCGCUCCAGCUGUGACCAAGACCAUCGUCUCUCAGCCAGCUUAUGCCAGCUAUGCCGCUCCUUUGGCCACCAAGACCAUUGUGUCGCAGCCAGCCUACGCUAGCUACGCUGCUCCCGCUUACUAUCACUAAGUGAUAGAUACCUAGAUUGAAUGUC
This is a messenger RNA of Aedes albopictus (Asian tiger mosquito), 1050 nucleotides long. Its product is annotated as cuticle protein-like. The coding region runs from base 462 to 1025 and encodes 187 amino acids. The transcript has 2 exons. Gene Ontology annotation, cellular component: extracellular matrix. The record is from RefSeq and is a predicted model, not a curated record. NCBI's taxonomy places the organism in Eukaryota, Metazoa, Arthropoda, Insecta, Diptera, Culicidae.